This is a messenger RNA of Spinacia oleracea (spinach), 1260 nucleotides long. Its product is annotated as farnesyl pyrophosphate synthase 1-like. Bases 244 to 1164 code for a protein of 306 amino acids. The record is from RefSeq and is a predicted model, not a curated record. Gene Ontology annotation, cellular component: cytoplasm. Lineage: Eukaryota; Viridiplantae; Streptophyta; Magnoliopsida; Caryophyllales; Amaranthaceae. Gene Ontology annotation, biological process: trans, trans-farnesyl diphosphate biosynthetic process. Gene Ontology annotation, molecular function: (2E,6E)-farnesyl diphosphate synthase activity; dimethylallyltranstransferase activity. The transcript has 13 exons.
GGGAUUUCAGAUCCAAGUUCCUCGAUGUUUUUCAAGUCCUCAAAUCUGAGCUCUUCGAUGAUCCUGCUUUUGAGCUCAUUGAUUUUUCUCGUCAAUGGGUUGACAACACUUUCACUUUAGAACUCAAGAAUUAUAUAGAGGCUCUCAAGUGACGAACGCCCCCCAAGAUUAACACAACUCUCCUUCAAAUCCGUGCACCCGAACUUGAAAGGUGAAACUGCUCAAGAACUGCCCAGAUAUCUAAUGGAGUUUAAGGACCACCAGAAUCCAGGAGGAACACUGAACCGAAGGUUUUCUGUUCUUGACUGCUACAAGUUCUUGAAAGAAGGAAAAGAAUUGACUGAUGAUGAAUUAUUUCUUGCUUCUGCACUACAAUGCUGUAUUAAUUGGCUUCAAGCGUUUUUUCUUGAACUUGAUGACAUUUUGGACAAGCCUCAUACAAGGCAAGAUCAGGAUUGCUGGUUCAAAGAUCCAAAGGUGUGUAUGUUUGCUGCUAACAAUGGUGUAAUACUUCGACAAAGAAUUCCAAGAGUACUCCGGAAGCAUUUCAGGGAUAAGAAGUAUUAUGUGGACUUGUUGCAUUUAUUUGAUCAGGUGGAAUUUCAGACUGCAGGUGGACAAAUGAACAAUCUGCUCAUUACUUUAGAAGAUGAGAAAGAUCUUUCAAAAUAUUCCUCUGAUCUUUAUGGUCGCAUUGUUCACUACAAAACUGCAAACUACUCAUUCUAUCUGCCUGUUGCAUGUGCUUUACUUAUGUCAGGAGAAAAGCUUGAAGAUCAUCUUGAUACCAAAAGCAUUCUGAUGGAUAUGGGAAAAUAUUUACAAGUUCAGAUUGAAUAUCAUGAUUGUUUCGGAGAUCCUCAAAGUGGUAAGACCGGAACUGAUAUUGAAGAUUUCAAGUGCUCAUGGUUGGUUGUGAAAGCUCUAGAACUCUGUAAUGAUGAACAGAAAAAAGUCUUAUAUGAAAAUUAUGGUAAACAAGAUCCUGUCUGUGUGGCAACAGUUAAACAACUCUAUAAUGAGCUCAAUCUUCAGGGUGUAUUUGCCGAGUAUGAGUGUCAAAACUAUGAAAGCCUGAUCAUAUCCAUUGAAGCAUGUCCUAGCGCGGCAGUGCAAGUACUUCUGAAGUCAUUAUUGGCUGAAGUAUACAAGAGGCAGAACUGAAAGUCUUCUUCUGAAGUCAUUAUUGAACUAGCAACUCAAUUACACAACUAAUCUCAAAUCAAAGCACCUCUAAAACUAAUUCUGUAAUUGAAGAAA